This is a messenger RNA of Lepidothrix coronata (blue-crowned manakin), 6236 nucleotides long. RefSeq names its product multiple C2 and transmembrane domain containing 2 (gene MCTP2). Bases 216 to 2861 code for a protein of 881 amino acids. Gene Ontology annotation, cellular component: synaptic vesicle membrane. Gene Ontology annotation, biological process: regulation of neurotransmitter secretion. NCBI's taxonomy places the organism in Eukaryota, Metazoa, Chordata, Aves, Passeriformes, Pipridae. Gene Ontology annotation, molecular function: calcium ion binding. The transcript is spliced from 24 exons. The record is from RefSeq and is a predicted model, not a curated record.
CGGCGAUGGGCGGCUGCGGGCGCUGUGCGGACCCGGCCCGGAGAACAGAAUAAGGAUGGUUGCUCAGCUGUUAACCACGGAACAGUCUUCCUGUGAGGAUAUUCCUGAGCACAGAGGUGUCCAUUUGACUGCUCUCUUACAAUGCAGAUACAUCACCCUGGGAAUCGCUGAAGCUGUUCUGUGCAGGAGGCAUUGCUGAGAUUCCCCUCGCAGCAAUGGACUUGGAUAAACCGUCCGUAUGGGGAUCCCUGAAACAGAAAACUAGACCAUUCCUGCAAAACCUGAGCGUGAGGAAGACGAAGAAGAGGUCUAGCAAAAUGAUGAAGAGGACAGUGCACUCCUUGGACCGAUGUCUGAGUGUGUCGGUGCCUGACAUGCUGGAGGUGGAGACUCUUACGGAGGAAGAAACGACUUAUUCAAGUACUCAGGUGCUGUCGAGCAGCUCCCCCAAGAGCUUUUCCAGGUCUGUGAUGUCUCUGAAAAGCAGAAGCGCUUCAGCGAGGGCAGUGGGAGAGGACUGGCCGUGGCUGUCGCAGCAGGUGGCACGGACAGAGGUGAUUGUCACCCCCCCAGACUCGCAGGCUGCAGGCAGCCCCGUGUCUGAGGGCAAGAGGAAACCCAGUGACGACUUCUUUGAGCUGCUGCAGAGCUCCCGCCUGAGCGCUGCUCUGACGGACGAGGGGGCAGAGUACCCAUGUGGAGAAAUGGAUUUUGAAUCUUCCCUAUCAUCUCAAAAUUUUGAUGACCAAGUGGCUCUGGAGGAAGCAAACGACUGCUUGAGUGACCUGCCCAGCCCCUUUGCCUACCUGCUGACCAUCCACCUGAAGGAAGGCCGAAACCUGGUUAUCAGAGAUCGUUGUGGUACAAGUGACCCGUAUGUGAAGUUUAAACUGAAUGGGAAAACUCUCUACAAAAGUAAGGUCGUCUACAAGAACCUCAACCCAGUUUGGGAUGAAACUGUUGUGCUACCUGUACAGACUCUUGAUCAAAAACUGUGGAUUGAGGUGUACGAUCGAGAUUUAACCUCUUCAGACUUCAUGGGUUCGGCAUUUGUAGCGCUCACUGAACUUGAACUCAAUAGAACUACUGAACAGAUUUUAAAACUGGAAGAUCCCAACAGUUUAGAAGAUGACAUGGGAGUGAUUGUAUUAGACUUGAGUCUAGCAGUCAAGCAAGGAGACUUCAAGAGAAAUAGAUGGUCAAGUCGGAAGAAGCGAACUUCGUCCAAGUCGAGUUUCAUGCGGAACAUGCGACUCUCCGAGUCUCUGCGCAAGAACCAGUUGUGGAACGGGCUGGUCACCAUCACACUCUUGGAGGGGAAGAACAUGCCUGGAGGGGGCUUGGCAGAGAUUUUUAUUCUCCUCAAACUGGGAGAUCAAAGAUACAAGAGCAAGACACUGUGUAAGAGUGCAAAUCCUCAGUGGAGGGAACAGUUUGAUUUUCACUACUUCUCUGACAGGAAGGAUAUGUUGGACAUUGAGGUCUGGAGAAAGGAUAACAAAAAGCACGAGGAGCUUUUGGGAACGUGCCAAGUUGACAUUACUGCCCUGCCCAUGAAGCAGACCAAUCGCCUAGAGCUGCCUCUGGAAAAACAUCCAGGGUCCCUGCUAAUGCUGAUUGCUGUUGCCCCAUGUACAGGAGUAUCUAUCUCUGAUCUGUGUGUCUGUCCUUUGGGAGACCCCAGCGAACGGCAACAGAUUUCUCAACGUUAUUGUAUAAAGAAUUCCUUUCGGGACAUAAAGGACAUUGGCUUCUUACAAGUCAAAGUUUUAAAGGCAGUGGACCUGUUGGCAGCAGAUUUUUCAGGCAAAAGUGAUCCUUUCUGUGUAUUAGAGCUGGGAAACGACAUGCUUCAAACACACACUGUUUACAAGAACCUCAAUCCAGAGUGGAACAAAGUUUUCACAUUCCCUAUUAAGGAUAUUCAUGAUGUUCUGGAAGUGACAGUGUUUGAUGAAGAUGGAGAUAAACCCCCUGAUUUUCUUGGAAAAGUUGCCAUCCCUUUGCUGUCUAUUAGAAACGGUAAACAAAGUUGUUACACACUGAAGAAUAAAGACUUGGAACGUGCUUCAAAAGGAGUAAUUUACUUGGAGCUGGAUGUCCUAUUUAAUCCUAUUAAAGCAAGUAUUAGAACAUUCAAGCCCCGAGAAAAGCGCUUCACUCAGGAAAACCGCAAAUUUUCUAAAAAGAUCUUAUCAAGAAAUGUUGAUCGUGUGAAAAAAAUCACCAUGGCAAUAUGGAAUACAAUACAAUUCCUUUGGAGCUGCUUUCUCUGGGAGUCCACGGUAAAGAGCUUGAUAGCAUUUGUGGUAUUUGUGGUCACCGUCUGGAACGUGGAGCUGUACAUGGUGCCCCUGGCUUUGCUGGUGCUCUUUGCCUACAAUUUCUCCCUCGUCACGACAGGGAAGGUCAAUAACGCCCAAGAUGCCCAGGAGCUUAUGGGCUUGGAUGAAGAUGAGGAUGAAGAUGAUAAGGAAUCUGAGAAAAAGGGGCUAAUUGACAGAAUCCACAUGGUCCAAGAGAUCAUCAUAGCUGUUCAAAGCAUCCUAGAAGAAAUAGCAUCGUUUGGAGAGAGGAUUAAAAACACAUUCAACUGGACGGUGCCUUUCCUCUCUGUCCUGGCCUGCUUGGUCCUGGCAGCAGCAACAGUUAUUUUGUAUUUUAUACCACUGAGGUACAUAAUUUUAAUCUGGGGCAUAAAUAAAUUUACUAAGAAGCUUAGAAAUCCCUACGCCAUCGACAAUAAUGAGCUACUAGAUUUCCUCUCCAGGGUACCAUCUGAUGUUCAAAAGGUGCAGCAUGCUGAAUUGAAACCAUACAGCAGCUCCAGUCCCAUUAGGAGGAAGCGGAGUGCGCUAUAGGAUGCAGCGGGAUUUCGGAAUGCAGCAUCUCCCUCCAUCCACACGCAUGUGCACACAAGCUGCAGCCCUCCCCUCCUUCUAGCUUCAGAACAAUAAUACUAGAAUCACUGCCACAGGCUUUUUCUUUUUUUUUUUUUUUUUUUUUGGAAGAUGUGUUUUUUGAUAAACACCUAUCCUGGGUUUCUUUUUUGGGAUGUCUUUUUGGCAUGGAGUCAUAACCCAAAAAAGAGCAAGGUGGAACGUAUAAAUUAGCUUGUGGGGUGGGGAGGAGGAGAAUGGGAGAGGAUGGUGCAACUGCACCUUUUAUUUUUCUUUUUUCUUUUUCCCUUUGAUUGCAGAGACAAGGCUGGAUGUGGCAGCACUCCCUGUUUUAUGUAGGAAGAGAUAAUUCCGCUUAGUGUAGCAGAUCAGCUGAGCUGAUGUGAGGAGAUGCUCUGAACCAGUUUUUAACAUAUCCAACAGAUUUACAUUAAGAUAUGAAAGCUAUUCUUUUCUGAAUUAAAUCACUGUGCCUAGAAAGGUUUAAGCUCUGAAUUAACGAGUCUUUGAUACCCAUCUUCUGUUCAAGCAGUGUACAUUUUAGAAAGUUUUUUAUCAUAAUUAGCAGAAAGAGCUAGGAGCUCCAACAGUAUCUCAAUAUUUCAUCCAGCACUUGUGGUUUUUCUUUUUCCUUUUUUUUUUUCCCCUCUUUUUUUUUUUUUUUUUUUUUUAAAGCCCACCCUGUGGUUAACUCUUUGGAUACUGGAAUCAUCAGAGAUCCAUUGCUGGCAAUGGAUGCAUGAAAACCUUAUGCCGUGAAAGGAUUAAGAGACUGUGGAAAAGGCUAACUCACUGACCUGAAAAGACUCUGUUGACUUGCCUUUUAUAAUUCCAUCUCAUCAGAUAAUUUCAGCAUUGCUGUUGUUUUCCUGUCUAAAUCCAGAGGGGUCGACACUACAGAUCCAAGAGAAAAAAAACACUUUAUAGCCUUAAAGAAAUAAGUACUUGUGCAGAAAGAGAGCCCUGUGCCCAAAGAUGUGGUUGUGCAAUAGUCUGCAGGCUUUGGUCAGCCACUGAUGUCUUCUUGUAGUCUUUCCUGGUGGUUCACAAGGAGAGGACCGGAAAGUGAAGUCAUAUGGAAACCGAGAAAAGACAGAAGAAAGGACCCCUUAUUCUGUUCUGAGGAGAAUGUGAUUUCUUGCUUGCUUACCAGUCUUUUAACUAUUGUGCUUUUGCUUUAUAUAUUUCAUAUAACCAGCAUUAUUCAGAUUGUUUGACUGGGGUAACUAAAACACAGAAUCAUAUGUAAACCUGCUUAAUUUUGGUGAUAGUGUAGCCCUUGAUCCUUUAGGUGCUGUAGGACAUUGUGGGAGUAACUUGCCACUGCAAGAAGUCACUGGUAGCACAAGAGCUGGAGUUUUCUUCUUAUUCUUAGCCAGGGGCUACCACCAGCAUCCCCUGUGGUAGUUCACAGAACAAAGAAAUAAAGAAACCUUAGAGACAGGUUUCUUUUUACCAAAAAAAAUUUAAUUUGGUAGUCACCUAAUAAAUGGAUGGGUGAUCCAAAUGGAGUUGUGUGUGGUUCUGUGGGCCUGUUGCAUGAAUUUGAAGAAGGAAAACUAACAGCAGAGUAUCUUCCACUGGAUUAUUUUCCAGAUUCAGUAAUUUUUCGUAAGUUUAUUUUUCAAAGUCCCACUGUGCCUUUGAAUAAGGACAGGCACAUUUUCAUAUACUUGAUUGGAUAAAGAAUGUAUUUUGCUCAUGCAAAGUGUGUGUAGCUGCAAAUGGAAGGAUAGAAGAAAGAUUAUCCUGGUUUAAAAAGCCACAAAAAUGCCUCUUUGUUUGCACGUGUGCUUGUGUACCCAUGUGUAUACAGAGUUGUGUAUAAAGAGUACAUGUAUAAUGUAUUUAUAGGAGAGUGUGUGUGGGAAAAUGGGUGAAUAUACAGAUUGAAAAACCUUGAAAAUGUUUAUGAAAAAUGCCAAAGAUUCUAAAGCUUAUCAUCUGCGUCUGUUCUUCUUCAUUUUGUAUCUUUCCCGGCAUGUCUCUCUGGCUGAGCCAGAUCUCUGCAUGAUUUGAUUUACUUCAACUUAAUGAAGCUGGUUGGAAAGAGCCUUGUAGAAAUUACAAAAUCUCCAGUAAAUCUCCUUCUUGUACAUACAAUAGAUGUCCACGGAACCCUUUUGUUAAACCAGUUUCUCAAUCUUCUCUGUAAACAAUGCCUCAUUGUCUCGCUUAAAACUAUCAUCUGGUUUAUCAAACUGAAGUCUUGUCAUUUUGUAAGGACCAAAGUCAGACAUAUUUAAGCAGGCAUGUGAGAUCUGAUGGUUUAUUUGAGUGAAAACAUUCAACUGCAGGAAAAAUCGCUUAUUUAUUCAGAAAGUGGGAUUCAUACUUUAAUAGAUUUGUUGAGUUUUUUCCUAAGAUUUUUCCACGUGGAGCUUAUUUCUGUUCAGGAGACAGGGUCACUUUUUUUUUUUAAAUUUUAUUUUUUAAUUUUUCCUUUUUUUUUGAUGUAGAUAUGUUGGGUUUCAGAAUAAUUUGUGUUAAUUGUUGCACUGGGGACAUACCAAAUGAAGGGGUUUGGAUGGUCCAGUACCUAUAUAUGUUGUAAUGAGCUCUUUGUUUUGAUAACUGCUGUUUGAAAUGCAAUAAACAUCUGAGGUUAAGCUGAUGCUUUUAAUUUAUCUGGUUUAGGACAUAUGUUUCCCAUUCUUUGCAAAAUACUGUGCUAUAAUAUUUACUAUCUGACUAGGUAAGCAAGUACAUCCCUUGGCAGAGCAGUGUAACAGCUAACACUGGAAUUUACUUGAAGUGGAGUAAGGAGCACAAGUAUAUCUGUGCUGCAGCAGGAGAUGAGGUAAAGCCUUAUCCCACCUACAUAAAACUCUUCAGUGGGAUUUCCUAGGCCCUGCCUAAAGGAGAAGAGGGUUAUGUGCACUUACUGCACUCUACUGUCAUCAAACUCUAUAUUCAGAUUUUUUCAUUUGGAUCUUAAAGCAAGAGUAUUAGUUGAUAUCUCUGUAUGUCCAUUUGCCUGUGCAGCUUAUCAGCGUUUACAUUGUUAAUCUAUUCAAUGUACAGCAUAGAAAUUAUAAAUUUAUAUUUUCAAUUUAAGGAUUAAAAAGACGUUUCAGUGCAUUUGCAAUCUAAAGUCUCUGAGACCAGAAGCCAUUUGGAAAUUUAAAUCUAAGUGUGUGUCUUUUGGAUUUUAGAAUCAUGGAGAUAUGGGAAUAUGAAGCAUGUCCACUAACUGUACAGUGUGUAAAUGCCUGGGUUUGAUGUGUAUGUGCAAAUGCAGUGUGUACUCAUGUUUGCCCAAACAAAAGCUUCUGCUGAAAGUUGGUUUCUUGAAUAAUCAUGAAUAGGACUGAGGACUCGGCUGCCCUAUGGAAC